Messenger RNA from Lindgomyces ingoldianus, 1653 nucleotides. RefSeq lists its product as uncharacterized. The coding region runs from base 1 to 1653 and encodes 550 amino acids. The transcript is spliced from 12 exons. Lineage: Eukaryota; Fungi; Ascomycota; Dothideomycetes; Pleosporales; Lindgomycetaceae. The record is from RefSeq and is a predicted model, not a curated record.
AUGGGUGCUUCGAGGCUAGGGAGUCGCAGUCGAAAGAAGCAUGCGCGAAGGAAUCGCAGGUCGAGGAAGAUGAUCAGACUCUCAUGGGUGAAAGGUGGUGGUUACGAAGGCGUCUACGUAGUCCUUAAGUCCCUGACCUCAUCUGAAAGAAACCAAAGAACACAAUGCAAUGCAAAGCAAAGCAAGAAAUCCAAUCACAGCAGCGACAGUCAGUGGGAGAGGUGCAAGAAGGAGAGUGGAGAGGCAUUGCGUUUCUCGAAGUUCUGUUCUGUACCUCAGCCCCCCGGCUCAUUCGUUUCGUUUCCUUUCGCUCGCAAAGGGCUUCCCCCCAACCAGCCAAAGAACACACUGGCCAUGGGCGCCCCUCCACUCCCAGUGACCUCUACGGAACUCCGUAAGCCCCCAACACCACCUCGUGCACCUUCGCGCUGCUCUCACCACCUCUCGCGCACUUUUGCAAGACUGAUCUUCCCCAUUUACGGGCUUGGAAUGGAAGAGACCCUUAAUUCCAGACCCCAACCUUUGCCUCCCUUGCUACUACUGGCUGAGCAGCGUCGUAAGGAAGGCCCAAGCGUGCCCAGAUGCCAACCUUCGGAGCCAUGGAAAUUCUACCUCAAAUCCAAUGUGUACAUUUCCUUGUUUGGGCUUCCUAUGCCAUUUGACGUGUGUGACAACUGUACCGAACUUUUGGGAGGUGGAAGUCAACAUCAAGUUGGUGGAUCGUCUCAAAGUUUUACAUCUCUCCAUGGACACGCCAACAUCAACGUCUAUGUCAAUGUUCUUGCGACAAAUGCCAAUUCUGAACUCUACCGUCCCUCCACGUUCUCAGUAAUCCUAACAAGCAACUUUGCAGUGCAUGAUCUUCUUAAUCGGCUUCCGAGUGACCGUCCUCUGCAUCUACCCAUCCUCCUCUCCUUUCAAAUAGAACUCUCCGGCCCUUCGACCCUCUCAAUAGUCCUCACAAGCAGUGCAGCAGAGCAGAAUUUGUCCAAUCGCUCUCUAGCUCAGUUAAUAUCUUAUUGUCAUCAUACCUUCAUAAAAGACCUAGAACACCACACUUUGGAGCUAGCUUGCUUGAAGCCACUCUUUCAAUUUCCACAGAAACUCUGGUAUUACCUACAUAUGCUCCAGAGGUCUGAAAGUCGCCCACCCCAGCAUCUCAACCCCACAGUAAGGGAAGUAUGGGGAGACCCCAGCACCUCACUUCACUAUAUUUUGAGGGAGGCCAAAGCGAAAUCUAGAACGAAAUCUCAACCCAACCUUGCGCAGCCCGAGAACAAAGCCAAAAUCGAAAGGUCAGUGCCAAAAGCAAAAAUGAAAGGCAAUGCAAAGCAACGCUCCCAUGACCCUUUCUUACAUCCAUUUCCCGGUCCUUCAGAGACGAUGUCCGAUAGGAGGCCCGUGAACGAAGCUAUGCCUAUUCACAAUCGUUUACUGUCUCCUUAUAGCCGUUUAGUGCAAGAAGGUAAAUGGGUGAAUGUCACCGAUAUGUCAAUGGCCAUGAAAGUAUGGGCUUUGGGGAGGAGAGAGCGGAGUAUAAGAAUGACCCGCCAAAUAGAUUACGCGGCUAAAAAUAAGAAGUGGAAGAAAAACCCACGACGUGGCGCGUUGCUGCCGCCACAUUUCGUAAUAGCUGUGAGGAAAUUCGGGUAA